AUGUCCUCGGUUUGUCUAUUGCAUGUGCCGCGCCUGGUCGUAAGCUUUCGGUCAGUCCCUCGGCGCGUCGUUCGCGAUACACGUACCACGCGAGCCCUGAGCAGUAGCAGUAGUAGUAACAGCAACACCAACCGCUACACUAGCGAGGACAACCGCGUGAAAGGCAAGCUCUUGGUACUGGGAGGGACGGGAUUUUUGGGACAGACGGUAUGCAAGCGCGCGAUUGUCGAAGGUUACGACGUUACCAGUUUGUCGCGCCGUGGUUUGCCGCCGGUGACGGCCAGCGACAAGACCGUAUCGUCCUCGUCGUCAGCCUCCUCCUCCAUCAUGAACAUGGCUUCUUCCAUCAAGAUUGACUACCGCCAAGGCGACGCGCGUCAAAAGGAAGCCAUUGAGGCAAUUCUCAACGAAGGCGGCUACGUGGGAGUGAUCCACACGAUUGGACUCCUCUUUGACGAGACCUCCGGGAUGGGAUCCUACAAUCGCUUCGUUUCCGGCUCGGGUUCCUUGCCCGACGCCGAUUCGACUUACGACACCAUCACCCGACUCACUGCCUUUCACGCCAUUGACGCAGCGUCUGAAUACGCCGCUCGAGUUGCCCUGCCGACACCGCUCCCCUUUGUCUUUACGUCCGCCGCCGAAGCCGGAUGGCCCGACGUCACGGGUGGUAAUCUCAUUGAAAACAAACUGGCACCCGACUUUUUGAAACGAUACCUUCGGGCCAAACGGCAGGUCGAAGCCAAACUAUUGGACCCGUCGACGGCGCUGCUACGCCCCAUAAUCCCCCGCCCCUCUUUGAUCUACAGUAUGGAUCGACCCACCAGCUUUCCUCCGGUCGGCGCCUUCUUUAUCGGCAACGCUCUCGGAUUGCCCUUUGUGGAUCGACCCGUCACCGUACAAGCCCUGGCGUCCGCCAUGGUGCGGGCCAUUGGACGACCCGAAGUCCGCGGCAUUCUAAGGUAUCCACAAAUUGACCAACUCAACGAAUGA
Molecule: messenger RNA, 990 nt
Organism: Phaeodactylum tricornutum CCAP 1055/1
Lineage: Eukaryota; Bacillariophyta; Bacillariophyceae; Surirellales; Neidiaceae
Exons: 1
Coding region: 1-990 (329 amino acids)
Cellular component (GO): mitochondrion
Molecular function (GO): protein-containing complex binding
Source: RefSeq, a predicted model, not a curated record